AUGGCCACUCGAUAUAUCGCUACUCACACAGUUGAGGACGCCCACAAGAGCGAUAUAUUCGCUAUUGCAGUAGGAAGCAAGUACACAGCGUCGACUGCAGGCGACGGCGUCAUCUCUCUGUGGGAAAACUUUGUUCCCAAGGACCCCAUUCAGCUCACUGAGCCCCGCGGAUGUGGUGUGCAUCAUAUCGCCAUGGACAUCACAGACACCUUCAUGGCGGCUGUCUACUUCGAUGGCUCGGUGCGAACCUGGUCUCUAGAGUCGCUUGAGGAGAUCGUGGUGCCGGCUGUCAAGGAUAUCGAGGCCGGCUGGGCGUGUUCUAUUGCCAACGACGCUCUUACUUUGGCGGUUUCGACGGUGGAGGGCUCGGUUUUGGUGUUUGAUUUACAGAAGAAAGAGCUUGUGUCAACGCUCAAGCCAGCCCAAAACCAGCAGGCGGUUGCAACCUGUGUAGAUAUUUCAAGUGACGGCAAAUUCGUCGCUUGCGGGUUGGAUUCCGGAAGAGUCCAUGUCUACUCCACCGCUACUGGUCGCUUGUCCUAUACGCUACCUUGCCACACAAUGUCUCCUCGUGCAGUCAAGCUUUCUCCUAUGAAUACACUUGUUGCAGUUGCAGGCGACUCAGAAACUAUUUCGCUGUUCACUUUGAAUGGUGGUGAUCUCAUUGGCACAUUUGUCGGCCAUGACUCUUGGGUAUUUGCAUUAGACUGGAACCUUGACGGUAGUCUGUUAUUAUCGGUUUCACAAGACGGCAAGGCAAAGAUCUGGUCUAUUGAAGAUCGCGCUUGCGUCUCUACCUUGAAUGACUCCGACCAACCUCUAUUUGCAGGUGCCUACAUUCGAAACGGUCAUGGUGCUCAGAUUAUUGGCGGAGCAUCCCAGGGUGUUGUUACAGGUGGUAUCGAUCGAACCUUGAGGUGGUAUCGCGAGGCAUCAUCUAAAUAA
Messenger RNA from Wickerhamiella sorbophila, 945 nucleotides. Its product is annotated as Meiotic recombination protein rec14. The record is from RefSeq and is a predicted model, not a curated record. Gene Ontology annotation, molecular function: protein binding. NCBI's taxonomy places the organism in Eukaryota, Fungi, Ascomycota, Dipodascomycetes, Dipodascales, Trichomonascaceae. The coding region runs from base 1 to 945 and encodes 314 amino acids. The transcript has a single exon.